Betta splendens (Siamese fighting fish) is the source of this 3686-nucleotide messenger RNA. RefSeq lists its product as uncharacterized. The coding region runs from base 1 to 3282 and encodes 1093 amino acids. The transcript has 18 exons. The record is from RefSeq and is a predicted model, not a curated record. NCBI's taxonomy places the organism in Eukaryota, Metazoa, Chordata, Actinopteri, Anabantiformes, Osphronemidae.
AUGAAUAAGACACCCAUUACCUACCGGCAGGAGAAGAGCCAUAUGGGCUCCAUGGAGCGCAGCUUCACAGACCAGAGCACCCUACAGGAGGACGAACGGAUGGCUCUCUCCUUCAUGGACGCACACACCUGUGGCACACGUAUUAUACCUUGCAAAUUUCGUUCUGAAUAUCAAAUUAGAAAACCAGAUCAUGUGGUUUGGUACCAGUAUGAAAGAUUUAGCUAUCCAAAGGUUUAUGACAAGUAUGAUGAGCAUGGAGUCAUUCGAGAGUUUAAAAGAAGAACAUCUCGAGAUAAACUUGAGAAAUUCCAGUCGUGCAGUCUACAGAUCUUUCCAGUGGAAUCACACGAUGAUCGUCGGGCUAUUUAUCCCUGGAUAGAUCCAGAUAAUGUGGGAAAAUUUACCCACAGAUUCUUUGAUAAAACAGUCACAAUUGAAGUGCAUGGCACAGCAGAGAAACCACAUGUGACGAUAGUAGGGGACAAGAAGGUUGGAAAGACAGUGGAGGUUCAGUGCAGUGUUGAUCACACCUGUUCCACCUAUCCACCCACUCUGGAAUUCAACUUUCCAUUAGUAAGCCCCAGUCAGUCUAAUUACUGCUGGCCUGACGGAAGCUGCAGAAAAGUCCUCAAAUCCACUUUGAACAUAACGACUGAACGACAAACUGUGAUGUGUACGGUCACACACCAUGGAGGCCCAACUGCCAGCACCUCUUUGCCAUUAAAUGCUCAAUGUUCCUUUUCAUCAUUAACUAUUAGUCCAACAUCGGUUGAGUUUCUGGAAGGCCAGGCAAGCUCAGUAACUUGCACUGCCUCAUACACUUGCUCUAAAGAUCAACCAGUUCUCACAUGGAACUACAACAGUAUGCCAGCCUCCACUAGCACCCAAAAAGUUGGGGAUACACAGUGGAACACUGUUUCCACACUGACAUUCACAGCAUCAGCUACAGACAAUGGAAAAUCUAUGAGAUGCUAUGCCAAAUUUCAAAAUGGGCAAAGGCAGGAAGCGAGCAUUUCCCUACGUGUCAAGCGGAGCAUGCUGGCUCUUGGAUGGUCCUUCACUACCCCUAGUAGCCUGACGGCCAUGAGAGGCUCAUGCAUCAUCAUUCCUUGCAGUUUCACUUAUAGUAAAUCCCAGCCCAUCAACCUACGUGUUAUAUGGUACUUGUUUCAGAGCAAUCAAUACCCUGCUGUGUAUGACCAACGACAGGCUGUUACGGCAAAGUUUAAUGGUUUAACCUCCUUGAUUGGGUCUUUCGGAGAAAGGAACUGUAGUCUCAAAAUUGAAAGUUUGGAAAUGAAUCACAAUGGGGACAGACUUUACCCAUGGAUAGAUGAACACCCAAUUACAUCCUAUCAUUUGCCUGAUGGCAGACUGUCUGAUAAAACCACUCAACUCAUUGUUACAAACAAAGCACAGGAGCCACAGUUGAGCACCAUUGGUGUCCCCAGGGUGGGAGAGCAGGGCAGAGUGUCCUGUAGUGUCCACCACACAUGUAUCACUUCCCCCCCCAUAUUAACACUAAGUGGCAUAUCUGGAGAAGACGUCUUUAUGGACUCACUGGUCUCUAACGGGAUGUGGCAAAGGACGAUCGAGCGAACUUGGAAGGUUCAAGAGACAGACCAGAGUGUGACGUGUACGGUUUCCUACAGCGGUGGUCAAAAAGCAAAAAGUGAACUCGUUCUCAAGGUUGAAUGUCCAUACGAAGAAAUCAAAAUGCUUGAGCCGCCAGGUGAAUUAACAGAGGGUAUGGCAAAAAGUGUCCUUUGUUCUGUUACCUACACGUGCAGAAAAAACAAACCAAACAUUGUGUGGAACUUUAAAGACAUGCAGUAUUUUCUAAAUACCCAACAACUUUCAAGCAACACUUAUAAUGUUGAGUCAAACCUAACCUUCAUUGGCUCUCUGAAUGACAACGGGAAACCUUUGACCUGCACUGCUCAGUUUGUCACUGGCAACACGUCAGCCUCAAAAGUCCUUCAAGUGAAAAAAUAUGACCUAUAUGAUCCCACGGACUUUGAAGAAAGUCGUGAAACCCCUUCCAGAGUUACCAACGUUCCUCAUAAACUCACUGCGCUGACGCGCUCCUGUGUGGUGAUUCCAUGCAGCUUCCAGCUACAGGAAGAGCUAUUCACGCGUGGCAUCUGGUCCAAAAAGAGUGGGGGUGUCAUCUUCCACAACGGCAGGAGCCAAAUCCUCAACCAUUUCAAAGAUCGCACCAGGCUCAUAGGAGAUCUGUCUGAAGGAAACUGCUCACUGGAGAUCGACAACAUCAAACCUUUUGACAAUGGGCCUUUCUGUUUCCAUGCACAGAAAGACAAUGUGAAUCACAGAUUCAUAAACAACUGCGUGUUUAUUGUAAUGAAAGCUUCCCCAGACAAACCACAGAUGAGUCCAGUUCCAGCAGAGGUUGAUGCUGGCUCUGUUUUAACUGUGUCCUGUUCUGUGACGCACACGUGUUCAUCACAUCCUCCAAACUUCUCAUGGAGCGUCCAAAAUCUUAGCAGUGAGGUCACACAUUCCUCGGCAGCACAGGGCAUCUGGACGACGACCUCCUCCAUUAAGUUCAAGGUUGCUACAGAAAACGGAGUCAAAAGCCUAACAUGUACUGCCACCUUCUGGCGAGGCAUUGAGCAAGGCAGGACGGUUGAGCUGAAAGUGAAAGGAUCAAUGAUGUACAAGCUGAAAAGCUCUCUUCCAACUGCCAUUCCAGUCUCACUUAUAGUCGUGGUUGCAGUCAUCAUGGCUGCAGUGUUUGGAGUCCCAUUCUACAAGAAAAGAAUGCAGGCUCACAAGUCAUUGGUACCACCCCCCCGGCCAGAGAAGAGGAGAUCACUAUGGUAUAGAUUAUCCAGAACAAACGCUGAAGUCAUGGACAGACCUCCAAGACCAGAGAAACGAAGGUCCAUUUGGAGUCGCCUGUCUGGAAACCAAGACAAUGCAAACCAUCGUGUUUUUUAUCAAACCAACACAGCUGCAGUUAGCUAUGACUAUGACUAUGACAACAAAAUGACCAAACCACGAUUUCCAUCCCCAAAGAAUAAUAGAAGAAAUCCCCACUGGCCUGAGGUUAGUGAUAAACAGGACACUUGGCAUCACACACUGUACUAUGUUUACAAUUUUUCUUCACAUGUGCAGACUGAAAAGCACAGAACCCUGCAAAACUUAGAUAUACACAAAAUAUAUUUUUUAUGUAAGUGGAAGAUUUGUCAUUACAAUACAAAAUACAAUCCAACACAAAAUACUACUGUGUGUCUGUGGUACUUACAGUGUUGGUGUUGAAAAAGUCUUAUUUCCAAUACUAUGAGUAUCUAAUCAUAGUUUCAUUUAGUUUAAGCACUGUCUUUGUCAUUUAUUGUUUGUCUGAUACUAGAAAACUGCAGAGAACAACUGUAAGUAAUUUAAGUUUUCUUGUGAUUUGUUUCAGAAUUACUAAUUACACAAACAACUGAGUCCACUGAGUCCCUGGAAGCAUCAAACCAUGAUCUUUAUUUUUAAAUUCAUUCAUGAAUGUACUAAGCAGUGCAUGAGUAAUACUGUUGAGAUUUAAGCGUAAUUUCACUCAUAGGACAUAAAGGAGUUUUAUGCUUUGAUAAUACUUGUUCUGCAUACAAUUACAUUGCAAACUGUUUUAUACGUUUUAGAUUUUAUAUACUACGAAACAAAUGAUACUUCAUUGUCUCUGU